Molecule: messenger RNA, 429 nt
Organism: Trifolium pratense (red clover)
Lineage: Eukaryota; Viridiplantae; Streptophyta; Magnoliopsida; Fabales; Fabaceae
Product: probable glutathione S-transferase
Exons: 2
Coding region: 1-429 (142 amino acids)
Biological process (GO): glutathione metabolic process
Cellular component (GO): cytoplasm
Molecular function (GO): glutathione transferase activity
Source: RefSeq, a predicted model, not a curated record
AUGGCAGAGGUAAAGCUACAUGGAUUUUGGUAUAGUCCCUUUACUUUGAGGGUAGUAUUGACCCUUAAGCUAAAAGGUAUACUAUAUGAGAACAUAGAAGAAGAUCGUUUCAACAAAAGUCCUCAACUUCUUGAAUACAAUCCAGUGCACAAGAAAACUCCAGUGCUUGUUCAUGAUGGAAAACCUCUAUGUGAGUCUAUGAUAAUUGUUGAAUAUAUUGAUGAGAUAUGGCCACAAUAUCCAUUGCUUCCUAUUGAUCCUUAUGAGAGAGCUCAGGCACGGUUUUGGGUUAAAUAUGCUGAUGAUAUUAAACGCGUAUCAGAACCAAAACAGAGCUUCAGAGCUUCAGAACUUAUAUCAGCUUCAGAGGUUGUGAGGUUCAAAGGCUAUGUUGCUUCAGAGGCUGAAGCGCUGGUUCAGAGGUUAUAA